Trichoderma harzianum CBS 226.95 is the source of this 2220-nucleotide messenger RNA. RefSeq lists its product as hypothetical. The coding region runs from base 1 to 2220 and encodes 739 amino acids. Gene Ontology annotation, molecular function: RNA polymerase II cis-regulatory region sequence-specific DNA binding; DNA-binding transcription activator activity, RNA polymerase II-specific; zinc ion binding. The transcript has 3 exons. Gene Ontology annotation, cellular component: nucleus. Lineage: Eukaryota; Fungi; Ascomycota; Sordariomycetes; Hypocreales; Hypocreaceae. Gene Ontology annotation, biological process: DNA-templated transcription; regulation of transcription by RNA polymerase II. The record is from RefSeq and is a predicted model, not a curated record.
AUGGUAAACCUGCCAUACAUUGAAAACCCCCCACGCAAACGCCGGAGGCCUGCUGUAGCUUGCGUUGAAUGUCGCCGACGGAAGGUCAAGUGUGACCGUGCUAAGCCUUGUGGCCCCUGUUAUCAAUCUGCUUUGACAUGUUAUUAUCGUCCACCAUCCUUCUCCCAAAGCGGCCCUGCUCCAGAGCCCGCUCCGGCGCCCGCUCAACAAUCGCUUCACAGCUCAUUCCAGGGUACCAACUUGGCAGGAUCCGUUAGUCUGCCUAUGGAUCAGAGGACUUCUCCAAGCUCCGGAUUCAGCGACGAAUCAAGGCCAAAGAGCGCUAUUCAAGUCGAUACACACCGGUCAUCAUCCAGCGUGGGAACUCAGAACCCAUCAAACGUAUUGACAAACAGUGACCCCGACUUCAGUAGCCCUGACCUUCUCUUUUUAGACGCUCAACAAGAUGAUGGUCAGCGUUUCAUUUCAGUAUCUCCACCAGCAGAUUCGUCUGCGACGGGUUGCGCGAAACACUUCAAAGAGCAUACGAUUGCCGGCCUCGACCGAUUGGGACUAUUCAGCUCCAUGAACGGCCAAAUGACUGAUUCAACUGGAGAAUUUGCAGAAGUCCGGGGUAUGCUAGAGAAAUGCUACCACUAUGCACGUGGCAUCCAAUCUAUGCGCUCAUCCAAGCGAGCACGACUUUCUUCACUGAUAGAUGGACCUAUCAAACUGCCCCGACGCAGCACUUGUGACAAACUCAUGCACAACUAUCUCCGUACGUUUGAGUCUACGAUUCGCAUACUUCACAUUCCUUCGUUCAAAGCAGAAUAUGAGUCUUACUGGAUCAACCCUUGGGGAGUGUCGGAUGUGUUUUUGCGCAAGCUGAUUCUGGUUUUGGCCAUUGGGACUUGUUUUAUUGGCUACAGCGACGCGUACGAUCCUCAGCUCCGGUCUAUGGCUUCAACAUGGACAUACGACGCUCAGGCAUGGCUGAUGAGGGCUUUUGACGUACGAGGAGUAGACCUGGAUAUGCUGGAGGUAUCUUGUUUGUUAAUAACUGCGCGCAAAACAGAUUUGGUAACUUCACAGCUGGACUGGAUUUCGGUGGACUUUCCGCUGAGAAUGGCGCUGAGACUACAGCUGCAUAAGGAACCCAGCAUUCAUUUCCCUCACCUAUCACAACUUGAAGCCGAGAGAAGGAGGCGACUAUGGGCGGCCGUGUUGGAGAACUGUUUGCAAUCAUCUCUCGAUUCGGGUAUUCCAAUGUCGAUUUCGAACGACGCAUUUGACUGUCUGCCACCCGGAAACUUCAAUGAUGUCGAUCUCCGGGAGGAGGGUCAUUCAGAGCCUGCAACUGAAACGAGCGGCUUCACUGAGAGUACAAUGUCCAUUUUUUUGAUGAAAACAAUGCGUUUGAGGAUGCGUAUUGCGCAGUUUCUGAGUAGCUUACUGCCAGAACUGAGUUAUCAUGAGGCAUUGAAGCUUAGUGCUGAUCUUGAGGCUCUCUGCCGGUCCCAGGAGAAGGACCUUCAACUCUUUACGACAAGAGCCGCGCCAGGUAGCGCAGUGCCGUCUGACUUUCAGAAGAAGCUACACAGCAGUCUUAUUCGGCGUUGCCUCUUGGCUCUUCAUGGAAAUUUUGCCUCCAAAGCGAAAUUUGAUCCCUUGUUUUAUUUUUCUCAUAAAGCCGCAACCGAGACGUCUCUUUUUCUACUCAAAUAUUUGUUAUCAAGCCAGAAGAAUAGCCAUGCCAUGCCAGAGGAUGACUUUUCUUUACUCAUUAUUUCUGGGUCCAGCAUCAUCAUCAGCUUCUUGUGGGAAGCAACAGCUCAUGUCUGUGCUGACGUUAUCAACAACAUUACGGAGAGUCCAUUUCCACUUAUCAGCAGUCUCUCACGCAGCGAAUUGACCCAAACUAUCCAAUGCGCUAUUGAUACCGCACGAAGCUGUCUUCGAGCUGGUGACACAGCUGUGGAACCCUUGGUGUUGUUUUCCUGUUCCCUAGCACAUAUAAAAUCAGUUUCAGAGGAAAAGCCUAUUGAUAAGAGCAUCAUGGAUGCAGCCAGGAGUAGUUUAUUAUUUUGUUAUAAGGUUUUAGAGUCUGGAUAUAGAGAGGAAGGGCAGGACAGUCGCCUGGACAUAUCCAUCGGUCGCCAUGGGCUCGAGUUUCCCGAUUACGAUAGUGGAACUGACUUGUGGGACACUGUAGUCAAUGCGCCCAUUAUGUUGUUUGAGUGA